AUGCUGGGUAGCACAAAGUUUUUUGGCCUGACUGGCCCCGAGGCAAUGGUCUACAACCACUUUGUGGUGAACUCGAUUCUGGCCGGAUUCUUCUUCGGUUUUCAGUCGGUGGUCUUCUGUCUGCUUUUCUUCGUCUUCUUUUUCGAAAGUCUCGUUGUCUACGCCAACUGGGGAUUCAUGAUCUUCUCCUAUAUCAUCUGCGAGAUGAUCGGAGUUCUUUUUCUCAUCCACCACGCACUUUUCGAAGUGCUGAAGCCUUUGGUUUUCAAAACGUUAGUUUUCGAUCUUUUGAAGAAAUUUUUUAAAAGUUAGAUGAAGAAGAAAAUACUUGGAGACGUCGGUUUUUUUUGUCUCUUUUUUUUGUUAUAGCCCAUUCCGCGACAGCUUUUCACGUUUUUUUUUCUCUGCAAAAUGACCGUAUAUAUACCUAAUUGGACUAGCUUCGCUUCAAGACCUUUGUUUUUGCUGUCUUCUUUGCAUUUCUUUAGAGAAAAAUCUCCAGAAAGGCUGCUCCGAUUUUUUCUUUAAAAACGGUCUUGCGCGGAACACCCUAAAUUGCUUGAUACGGAAAAUUUUCGUUUUCAGAGCUCGCUCAGAAGAAACCAUGGAGAAGGAGUAUCUCACAAUGGCGGCCUGUUUCUACAUUCUGCUCAUCUCCGCCUCGAUUCAUCGUUUCUUCACUCUUCUUGAGCUUUUCGAACGGAAAGAUGGCGACUUUUGUGACAACCAGCCUCACGUCGCUUAUAUGCACAGCAGUGAAACUCCGAGGCGCCAAUCGAGUGUCGAAAUGUGUUGUUUGGCACUUUAAAUUCUUUUUUUCUGUUGUUGUUAUCACUGAACCAAUUUAAUAAUUUUUCAAAGUUUUUCAAUUUUUUUAAAUUUUCUUACAGAAUUUUUACAGCUAAAAACUAAUUUUUUUACUCAAAUUUUUUUUCGGAUAAAUCUCACUUAUUUUUUUGUGCUUUGUUAUUUGUUAUUUCGUUGUUGUUUUCUGUACAUACUCAAUAAAAGUUGUUCAGAUCUGCUUAUUAUUUUUUUAAGAAUCCAAAUUGUUUGAGAACAUUUGCGAGUUCGAACUCAUAAUAUUUUUCAUAUCAUUUUCGAAAUCAAAUGAUAAAAUAACUUACUUUCCUCAAAUUGAAUUCCAUUUUUGUUAUAAUUUUUCGAAAAAUAUAUUUCGCGAUCUCACUGAAAAAAAAAAAUAAAAUUUUUGAGCGCUUUUUUAAAAAAAAGUUAGCGUCGCUAGUUUGAUUAUUUUCAAUCGUUAAGGGUUUUUUUUUCAUUUUGUUUGUGAAAUUCAUAUUUCAUUUAAGAUCUUAUCAAAUAAGUUUGUAUGAACAAAGUUCAUGGCGUUUCAAUUAGGCGUGGUCCAAGUCUUAAUCGAAAAAAAUUCCUCUCUUUGAAGCCGUUAUCAUAUCUUUCAAUGAUAUCGAACUUCAUAUGAUUCAUUAUUGAAAAAAAAGUUUCCUACUUGUCUUUCUUCAUACCAAAGUCACUGAAAAAAAGACCUUGUAAUUCUUUUUAAUUAUAAAGUUAUAAUAAUCUAGCUGUAUUUUAUUACAGAUCGCUCUCAAAAUGACUCCACGCGUGAAGCUUUUCGGCUUCCCAUUCUUUGAAUUUAUGAUCUACGCCCACGAUUUACUGAGCUUAAUUUUGGCUUACGGUUUCUUCUGCUUCUUGGAAACCGACGCAUUUAUCCUGGCCUUUUUCUCCUGUUUCGAGGCCCUGACCGUGUUGAGCAAGAACUUUCUCAUGAUUUUCUUCUGUCUUCUCUUCGAUAUCUUCCUCGUCAUGUACUUUUUCGUGCAUAUUUUAUUCAAAGUGCUCGUCCCAAUGAUUAUAAUUCUCUUAUUUACUGACAAGCGGUGAGUCAUUCUUUUCUCCAGCUUUUCACGAUUUUUUCUCUCCGAGCUACAGAACCCUUCUCUUCAAUGCACGUGGCCUGUCUCUAGGCAUGCGCCUUUCAUUUAGCCAAAGUUUGGUCUUAUAUUAAAGGAGCAUGCAUAGAGACAGACAGAGAGCAUGGAAGGGAAGGGUUCUGUAGCUUGGAGAAAAGGGAAAAUCAAGACCAGCUAUAGGAAAAUUUUCAAACCGAGUAAAACCAUUGAAUAACAGACAAUCAACUCAAUGUCUGAAAAAAAUUGCUUUUUGUUCAAAUCAAAAUCAACCUUAGAGACGAGCUGUACGACUUUUUGAUCGUUCUGUUGUUCUAUUCGACUCUUCUCGUCGUCUCCGUCAACCGAUUUUCGCUUUUCCUUGAGUUCUCUCACCGCGAGUUCUGCAACGACGACUCCUGUGGAUAUUGUGGCGGAGAAGAAUCCGAAGUCGGAAGUCCCGAGGAUCGGAGACGUUCUGUGAUGGACGACAUUUGUUAA
Caenorhabditis auriculariae is the source of this 2375-nucleotide messenger RNA. NCBI's taxonomy places the organism in Eukaryota, Metazoa, Nematoda, Chromadorea, Rhabditida, Rhabditidae. The record is from the annotation of a GenBank genome assembly.